AUGAGGAUUUUCCAUGAUUUCUACAUCGCAAGGAAAGAGACCCCCAGCCAGUGUGUCUCGUGUGCUUGUCCAGCGCUGACUCUUCUCCUCUCCUGUGCCAUGAAUUUCCAGUCAUAUCCUCAUGACACUCAGCAGUGUGCCAUGAAGAUUGAAAGCUUAUCCCACACAACGGAUGACCUGAUUUUCGUCUGGGACCCCAUCGUUCCUCUCGAAGUGGACGACACCAUCGAGCUCCCGCAACUCGACCUCGUGUCCAAUGAGACAGGUGACUGCACUCAGGUGUAUUCCACAGGCAACUUCACGUGUCUCGCGGUGGUGUUCACGCUGAAACGCCGCCUGGGAUACUACCUGUUCCACACCUACAUCCCGACCUGCCUCAUCGUCAUCAUGUCGUGGAUCAGCUUCUGGAUCAAGCCCGAAGCCGUUCCCGCGCGCGUGACCCUGGGCGUGACCUCGCUGCUGACGCUGUCCACCCAGCACGCCAACUCCCAGAAGUCGCUCCCGCCCGUUUCCUACAUCAAGGCCAUCGACAUGUUCAUGUCAUCCUGCACCGUCUUCGUGUUCCUCUCCCUGAUGGAAUAUGCGCUGGUCAACGUUAUACUCGGGGAUAUGGUAGACCACAGACCCACCGGGGACACCAUGAUGAGGCGUAUAACCAGGAAGAUCACAAUACGCAAGCCAAGGCCCAGCAAUGUCAGGAAGAGAAACGGAGGCGAGAUCACCCUGGAGGAGGCAGAGAACGGCGGCCUCGGGGACUCGCCCGUCGACCCUCGCCUCGUCGCCGCCUCCGCCACCGUCUCCACCGCCGCCGCCACCGCCGCCGCCGCCGCCGCCCACGGCCACCACCAGCACCCCCCGCCGCUGCAGAUGUGCUCGAAGUACGGCUCGAGUCCCAACCUGGCGAGAACCAUGGCCGCCGAGAUGAAGGAGUCGCGCGAGAAGGCCAUCCUGGUGGACAGGUUUUCUCGCGUCGCCUUCCCGCUCAGCUUCACCAUCCUGAACCUGCUCUACUGGGCCGUCUACUUCGACUGGUAGACGGAGGGCGGCGUGGCCAGGUCGAGGCGUGGCCGGAGCAGGUAGAGUGGCCAUGACAGGUAGAUAAGUGAUACGGCCACGUAGGUGCGAGUGGCCGAGACAAGGAGGCGCGUUCGGUGGCCAUGCAGGACACAGGCCGCGGCACGGAGAGCGCUGGGCCGAACCCUUUUUUUUCUCUCACGCUUCUCGCGAAAAGGUUUGAGUGGAUUUUUUAUUCUCUUUUUCUAUGGGGCGCGACUUGGACCGAGGAAGGGAACGCCUGGGCGGUGGCCGGUCUCAGCGCCACGAUUCAUAGGUCGCAACUUCAUCCGCAAUAUCGCAGAAUUUUCCACAGCUUUUAGGGCAGGCUGUGCCGCAGCACUUCGCUUGCCUCGGAUUCAUGAAAGAUCAACAUAUCAAUAUUCAUGCUGUAUCUACAUCCUUCCUCUCUCACUGUCUCUCUAUGUAUGUGUGUGUAU
This is a messenger RNA of Penaeus vannamei (Pacific white shrimp), 1493 nucleotides long. The record is from RefSeq and is a predicted model, not a curated record. Lineage: Eukaryota; Metazoa; Arthropoda; Malacostraca; Decapoda; Penaeidae.